Molecule: messenger RNA, 4749 nt
Organism: Adineta ricciae
Lineage: Eukaryota; Metazoa; Rotifera; Eurotatoria; Adinetida; Adinetidae
Source: the annotation of a GenBank genome assembly
AUGGAUAAAUUCGAAGAAAUGCCUACACCGGCAACUAAUAAAUCAGGUGGUGCGAUGGAUAAUGGUCAUGAACCAGCUGAAAUGAAAUAUUUACGUUCAAUAGAUAUGAAUUCCAAAGAUAGUAUUACCGAUGCAACAACAGCUAAUGAAUGGGCAGCGAAGAAAUUCGUCUGGGUGCCUGAUGAACAUGAAGGUUUCAUUCGUGGCCAAGUUCGCCAAGAACAAAUGGACGGACAGUUACUAGUGGAUUUAGAAAAUGGAAAACGUGUGACUAUACAUAAAGAUGAUACACAACGCGUCAAUCCACCGAAAUUCAGUAAAAUAGAAGAUAUGUCCGAGUUAACAUGCUUGAAUGAUGCUUCGGUAUUAUAUAAUUUAAAAGAACGUUAUUAUUCGGGAUUGAUCUAUACAUAUUCGGGUUUAUUUUGUGUUGUUGUCAAUCCGUACAAACGCUUGCCAAUCUAUUCGGAAAAUGUUAUCGAAAUGUACAAAGGAAAGAAGCGAAAACCAAAUUACAAAGCACCAGCUGAUUUUAGCAUCAUUCAUUAUGCUGGUAAAGUCGAAUAUUCAGCUGAGCAAUGGUUAAUGAAAAACAUGGAUCCAUUGAAUGACAACGUCGUAGCCCUUUUACAAACGGCAAGCGAUCCAUUCACACGUGAAAUCUGGAAGGAUGCCGAAAUUGUCGGUCUCUCUGCCGCUGAUCCAAAUGAUGCUACAUCGAGUUUGAAAGUAAAUAUCAAGAAGGGCAUGUUCCGAACUGUUGGCCAACUUUACAAAGAACAAUUAACGAAAUUGAUGAGCACAUUGAAGAAUACCAAUCCAAACUUCGUUCGUUGUAUUUUACCGAAUCAACAAAAGAAGGCGGGUGUUAUCCACUCACCACUUGUACUUGAACAAUUACGAUGUAAUGGUGUUUUGGAAGGCAUUCGUAUUUGCAGAAAUGGCUUUCCAAAUCGAAUUCUAUUUCAAGAAUUUCGUCAACGCUACGAAAUUCUUUGUCCAAAUGUCAUUCCAAAAGGAUUUAUGGAUGGCAAAGCAGCAUCCCAAAAGAUGAUCAAAGAACUUGAACUCGAUGAAAAUCUCUACCGAAUUGGUCUUACGAAAAUCUUCUUCCGUUCAGGUGUUCUCGGUCAUUUAGAAGAAGAACGCGAUUUGAAACUAACAGAUAUUAUAACACAACUGCAAGCUUUAUGUCGCGGUGUUCUUGCUCGAAAGAAUUAUCAACGACGUAUUCAACAAUUGAAUGCCAUUCGUGUUAUUCAACGUAAUGGUCGUGCUUUAAUGAAAAUUCGCAACUGGAAAUGGUGGCGUUUGUUUACCAAGAUAAAACCAUUGUUACAAGUCACUCGACAAGAUGAAGAAUUAACUCAGAAACAAGAAGAGAUACGUCGAAUGAAAGCUGAAAUGGAAUCUCGCAAUUCACAAGUUCAAGAGAUUGAACAACAAUUGCAAAUGGUUCAAACAGAACGAAAUGUUGUAAACGAACGUCUCAUUCAUCUAACCGAAGCUUUAGUUGAAUCCGAUGAAAACUUACGACGAGUACAAACACGUAAAAUGGAACUCGAAAAUAUGGUACAAGAAAUCGAACAACGUUUAGAAGAAGAAAUGGAACGAAGCAAUGGUUGGACAAAUGAACGAAAGCAAUUGGAACAGAAAUUACAAGAUGUUACCGAACAACUUGAAGAAGAAGAGCACGGUCGACAAAAACUACAGAUCGAACGUGUACAAUUCGAAGGCAAAAUAAAAAAUUUCGAAGAUAUCGUUGCCAGUCAACAGAAUGAACUUAGCAAAUUGCAAAAAGAACGCAAAUUUCUUGAAGAUAAACUUCAAGAGGUUGCUCACCAACAACAAGAUGAAGGUGAAAAACUGAAAAAUCUUCUUCGAUUGAAGACCAAACAAGAAAGUCAAUGUGCAGAUUUAGAAGAGCGAUUAAAACGCGAAAUCGAACUUCGUCAAAAACUAGAACGUGAUAUUCGUCGUCUCGAAGGCGAAGUUCAAGAGCUUCGCGAACAACUUCAAGAUCGUAUUCAACAAAUUCAUGAUUUACAAGUUCAUUUGGCGCGUCGCGAAGAAGAACUAACCCAAGCUGUCACGAAUAUCGAAACCGAAGCAGCAACGAAAGUUACCUUUCAGCGUCAAAUCCGCGAAUUUCAAACAAGUAUUCAAGAUCUUCAAGACGAUAUGGAAAGUGAAAAGGAAUCACGCAAACGUUUGGAACGGGAAAAACGCGAAUUGAUGGAAGAAAACGAAUCCUUACGUAAUGAAUUACUUGAUCGCAAAGAUAUCAAUCAAGUUAUGCUUGAACGCGAGAAGAAACGAGAAGAAGAAGCCGUCACAUUGAAACGUGCAUUGGAACAAGCGCAUGGUGAUCGAGAAUCAGUCAUCGCUGAACUACGUCUUAAAUACACCAAGCAAAUCGAAGAGCUCUCCGGUCAAUUUGAAAAUGCGAAAAAGCAAUUACAAACCUUUACCAAAGAUCGUCAACAACAGCAAACUGAUUUGAUCGAUCGUGAUAACGAAAUCAAGAAUCUCAAUGCACAAAAACAAGAUAUUGAAAGAAAACGUCGACAAUUAGAAACAUACGUUCAAGAACUUCAGCAUAAAUUCAAUGACAGCGAAAGAAUAAAAAAUGAAGCUACAGAUAAAUUACAACGAUACCAACAAGAUAUUGAAAGUAUCAACGCCGCUUUCAUCGAAAUGGAACAACGUUCACAAAAUAAUGAACGUGCUGUUGCUAUGUUAAAUCAAGACAUUCAAGAAUUACAAGAAAAUCUUCAAGAAGAAAAUCGUCAGAAAAUGAAUGCUUUAACCAAACUCCGUCAAACGGAAGAUCUACUCGCUGAAUUGAAAGACCAGGCUGAAGAUAAAGAAGAAGAACGCGUUAAAGCCGAAACGAAGAUCAUUCAAUUGACUCAACAAAAUGCCGAAUUGCGUCGUCAAGCGGAACAAGUUAAUGUCGAACAAAUGGAAGAAUUACGUCGACAAUUACAACGUGAAAAAGAAGCCGUUUUGAAACAACUCGACGAAGAGAAACUAUUGAAUACGAAAUUAGUCAAAUCCAAUCAGAAAUUUUCUAAUGAUAUUGCUGAUGUCACUGUGGAAUUGGAACGUUAUCGUACUAUUGUUCAAAACGUUGAAAAACAACAACGUUCAUUCGAUAAACGCAUUCAAGAUGAGAAGAUUUUACAGGACAAACUACGACUAGAACGCGAUCAAAACGAACGAGAAAUCCGCGAAAAAGAAACACAACGCUUGAAUCUAUUGAGAGAUCUUGAAGAGAAGAACCUGGCAUAUGAAGAUUUAGAAAAACGUUUCAGACAAUUACGAGCUGAACUCGACGAUAUGCUAUCGAGAAAAGAUGAUAUCGGAAAGAACAUUCACGAAUUGGAAAGAAUCAAACGCGCAUUAGAAGCAACUGUCGACGAACAAAAACAACAAAUUAUUGAGUUGGAAGAUGAAUUACAAACAGCCGAAGACGCCCGUUUACGUUGCGAAGUCAAUAUUGGUGCACUUAAACAACAAAUGGAAAAACAUGCACAUGAAAAUAAUGAACAAAUUGAAGAUCGUAUGCGGUCAUUGAAUAAACAGUUGAAAGAAUACGAAAACGAACUUGACGAAGAAAGAAAAUCGAAACAACAGAUUCUUCAACAACGAAAGAAAAUUGAAGUUGAUCUUCAAGAUGCUCGUCAACUGGCCGAAGAAGCAAAUAAACAAAAAGAAGAAGCUCUACGUAACUCACGUCGAUUACAAAAUCAAAUUCGUGAAGUAACACGUGAAAUGGAAGAAAUCAAAGUUGUUCGUAAUGAAGCAAUUGUCAAUGCUAAAGAAUGGCAAACUAAAAUCAAAACAUUGGAACAAAAUGUUCAACAGCUUAUGGAUGAAAAAGAUCUUGUCGAUCGUCAACGACGUCAAGCACAAGCUGAACGGGACGAAUUACAGCAAGAAUUAGCCGCUAUUGGUAGUGGAAAGGGUGCAUUUAUUGAUGAAAAACGUCGACUUGAAGCACGUAUUGCUCAACUUGAAGAAGAAUUAGAAGAAGAACAAACAAAUACAGAAUUAACUGGUGAUAAACACAAGAAAUUGGCAAUGACUGUUGAACAAUUAAUGCUUGAUCUUGCUGCUGAGAAAGCCAAUAAUCAAAAAGCAGAAGCUGUACGUAGUAAUCUUGAACGACAAAAUCGAGAAUUACGUGAGAAAUUGGAAGAAAAUGAAGAAUUUGGCAAAGGCAAAUCACGUGCAAUGCUCGGAGCACUCGAAGCUAAAGUUCAUGCACUUGAAGAGCAACUUGAUAAUGAAGUUCGAGAGAAACAAAAGAUUAGUCGAACUGUCCGUACACUUGAAAAACGUCUUCGUGAUUCAACUGGUCUUGCCGAUGAAUCUCGAAAACAAGCGGAUGCAUACAAAGAACAAGCGGAAAAGGCCAGUGUCCGAGUGCGAAAUAUGAAACGAAGAGAAGAAGAAUUAGAAGAAGAAGUCACUCAAAUGAAACAACGUUUACGUAAAGCUUUACGAGAAAAAGAUGAAAUCGAAGAGAAUCCAGCCUAUCAACGAACUCGUCCUUCAACAGCUCAUAGUUCAUCAACAUCCUACGUACGAACACUUGUCACUUCAACAAAAUAUUACUCCGAAUUAUCCGAUGAUGAUUUACAAUCUGAAGCAACAAAUGCUAGCGUAUCUGAGACACUCAAUGGUGGCAAUUCAACUAUACGAAACAGUUCCGUGGGUGAAUUUAACAAUGGCAAUCAUUAA